Molecule: messenger RNA, 606 nt
Organism: Enterobius vermicularis (human pinworm)
Lineage: Eukaryota; Metazoa; Nematoda; Chromadorea; Rhabditida; Oxyuridae
Source: the annotation of a GenBank genome assembly
AUGAAUCAUUUAACGGAAAAUGGUGGCACUGUCGCAAUUAAGAACUCUCACUCGCUAAGUUCUUCGUUCGACCUAGUACUAAACUGCGAUUUUAGUUUAUGUUCGGUUCCAAAACGCUGUACUAUGAGUGAUUUUUGUUGUAAUGAACAAAAUUUUUGUUUGUUUUGUAAAGGCGAUAAAAUAGUAGAGGUUAUUGCAGGUUUAUGUCUGGAUUUGGACUUUCAAGCAAGGAUCAAAAUAAAGCUAAAACAUGACGGAACAAAAACAGCGAGCAGAGCUCAGGGAACGAUAUAUUCGACUUAUUUCUUUUCUUGCGCAAAAAGAGCACCGUUAACACCAAUUAAUAAGGAAGAAACACAGGUUGCUUUGUCAGAUGUCCACAUCAUACCAGUCACUGUCCACUUUUAUUUUCAGGUUGAGAUACAUUUGCACGAAAAAACUUGUGUUCGUGGCAAAUUUAUCGUAAUGAAAGCUGAUAGCAGUCAUUUUGCUGUCGACAUGCUGCAAACCCCAAUUGGCGUCGUUAACCACGCAAUAAUUCGUGUUAGUGACACGAUAACACUAAAAGCAAAUUUGAACGGGCCAACCAAUGAAAGAAGUCUAUGA